Homarus americanus (American lobster) is the source of this 2095-nucleotide messenger RNA. RefSeq lists its product as uncharacterized. Gene Ontology annotation, biological process: protein O-linked glycosylation via mannose. The record is from RefSeq and is a predicted model, not a curated record. Gene Ontology annotation, cellular component: Golgi apparatus. The transcript is spliced from 4 exons. Lineage: Eukaryota; Metazoa; Arthropoda; Malacostraca; Decapoda; Nephropidae. The coding region runs from base 77 to 1834 and encodes 585 amino acids.
GACCGUGAGGCGGGCAUGCGUCGUGGAGUGGUGGCUGGUUGAUGCUACGGUGUGUCAGUAGCUCCCAGCGUCCAGCAUGGACGGCGUCGCUGCCAAAUGUCGUAGUUGGCUGGCGUUGAGAUGGUUGGUGGUGGCGGCUGUCCUCAUCACGGCGUGGAUGACGGUAGCUACAAGUGGCAGCCAUUUCUCCUUCACACGAUCAAGGGACUUAGGUGGCAGUAAACCGAUUGAAGAACAUUGUUUAUCCCAGGACACACGGCGUCGCCUGGCAGCUUCCCUCACCAAGAUCCAACGACUCAUGAGCGGCGGCCAGUCAGGCAGCGAUGAAGUCGGACGGUGGUCGAGGGAGGUGGGGAGGGUUGUGGCGGAGCUGGAUCCUCGCCUGGCCCGGGAGAACCUGCGGCCCCCUACUCUGGUGUGCUCAGACCACCACAACGGCACCAAGUUCUUGGUAAACAACUGCAAAGGAGUUCCCCGCCUCGCUCAGGUGGUGAGUGUGGUGGUGCCAGCGAGGGGGUGGCAGCCCUCCAGAGUGUCGCAGGUGCUACAUGGCCUCGCUGCUCACCACAACCUCACCACCAUCCUCAUCCUGGCUGACGACGACCCCACGCCAGACACCAACGGCAUGACGCUCGUACAGAGAUAUGAUCACGCGGUGAGUGACGGGAAGGCGCUCAAUGACGCCAUCGCGUUAGUGAACACCUCCUUCGUUCUCGUGGCCACGUCCUUGGCUCACUACUCAUGGCUUCACUCGCCCCUGGAGCGCCUGGUGAGGGUGCUGGACCGUCUGGGUGGUGAAGGAGUAGCCGGAGGCAGUUAUCGUGACGAGCAAGGACAGUGGCGCCACGGGUGCCUUCAGCGUUCCAUCACCAACUAUCAUGCCACUUUCCUCCGUGGUUACCAACACUCUAUUCUGGAGUGUAUGUACUGUGACGAAGUGCUGGGCCCCUUCCUGGCCAGUACCCACCUCCUCCAGCAGCAUCCCUUCCCCGACGAGGUGAGCGGUCCCGCGCUCUAUCGCGAAUGGCACACCAAAGUGACCCAGGCGGGUUACCUCACACUGGCCUGCCCCGACGUCAUGUUUUUCUUACAAGAGGAACCCAUCAUGAACACUGCCGACUGGAAUACUUACGCCACUCGCAUGUCCAUCCAGACCAUCCACUCCUAUGAUGGUAAAGAGUAUAAGUUCAAGUGCAGCGAUGUGCACAUAAAGUGUGACGACCUGCGCAAAACUAUCACAUGGUACCUGAUACCGCUGUGCUGCCGAGAGGCCAUCAUGCACGGCAUCACCAUCCUCGAUGACUUCGCGCGAGAGAAGGGGCUGUUGUACGAGAUGAGUCACGGCUCCUUGCUGGGCGCCGUCAAGCUGGGCACAUACCUGCCCUGGGACUUUGACCAAGACAUCUACUACGACUGUAAGGACCGACGAAUCUGGGAGACCAUCAACGAGUUCUUGAAGGCGCGCAACACCGGCUGCCACCUGCGGGUGUCCAACGACAGGAAGCUGCUGGUCCUUCAGUGCACCACGUUCUUCGUGGACAUGCCGUGCAGGAAGCCACUCUCCAGUCACACACUCCCAGCUGUCUACAGGAACGUCACCACGUGGAUAGACUACGGUGGGCGGCGAGUGAGCGUCAUGGCCAAUCCUGGCAGUGCCGCCAGGGACCAGGCCGGCCCUGACAACCUCCGCCACGCCCAACACUGGCGAGUCCCAGGCCACCCUGACCCUGGAGCCUGGAGACCCUGCCAGAACCCCACAGACCAAGCCUGCCUCGACCACCACCCAGCUGACGGCAGCCUCGCCUUCACCAGCCCCCCCAUGUGCCUGCCCUGACACCCCUUCCCCACCACCAAAGUGAUCUAGCUGCUCCUACAUUCCCACACACAUUAAAGGGUCCUUCCCUCCCCCAGCACCACCACCACAAGGGGCUGGGGGAGAGUAUCAUAAUCACGUUGUGUUGUUCGCUGGUAUAUCUUGAUGCCUUCACACUCAUAGCUGUGUGCAGUGUCGAGGGAGACUUAUUAUCAGUGUCGAAGGAUAAGUGUUGUGAGUGCGAUAUUUGUAUACUCUUAGAAAUAAAUUAUAAAUAACAAA